CCCGCUCCUCGGUCCAGUCCUCAGUGGUGAUCAGAGAGCGACGAAGAGCAGCCAAAUCAAUAAACAGUGACAGCAACAAUCUGAGAGAUCCACGAUGGGGAAGAACAGACGCAUCAAGAGGCAGGAGGGAGACCAGGAGACCCUGAGUGGGGACUCCUCGUCGCCCCCCGGAGGACAGCGUCCGGCACAGGAGGAAGAGGCCACCCCCGAUCUGGACUCCUCCUCCCCCUCUCCGGACCCCCCCCCGCCCCAUCAGGUCUCCACCUCGUCUCGAAACAAAGAACGUCUGAGACAGGUGGUGAACAGAUGGUUGGAGACCAAUGAGGAGGAGGAUGACCCGGACCAAGGCCAGACCCCCCUGGACCAAGACCAGACCGCCCCGGACCAGGGCCAGACCGCCCCGGACCAGGGCCAGACCGCCCCGGACCAGGGCCAGACCGCCCCGGACCAGGGCCAGACCGCCCCGGACGAAGGCCAGACCACCCCGGACCAGGGCCAGACCGCCCCGGACCAGGGCCAGACCACCCCGGACGAAACCCAGACCGCCCCGGACCAGGGCCAGACCGCCCCGGACCAGGGCCAGACCGCCCCGGACCAGGGCCAGACCGCACCGGACGAAACCCAGACCGCCCCGGACGAAACCCAGACCGCCCCGGACCAAGACCAGACCGCCGAUGAACCUGAACCCCAACGCCAGGGAGAAGGCUCAGGCCCUUUCGUGGCCUGGCUGCAUCAGACCGCAGACGGGCCCCCCAGGAAGGACCUGGCCCAGGUCGUGGGGAACCUUAAGGUCCGGGUGAAGGGGGUCAGGAAGCUGAGGGUGGAAACAGAAACCAUGGACCCAGGCCAGACCGCCCAGGACCCAAACCAGCUCCCCAAUGUGCCUGACAGCCCCCCCACAAAGCCCCUGGCCCAGGUCAUGGGGAACCUGAGGUUCGGGCUGAAGGGCUUCCAAAAGCUGAGGGUUAAACCAGCAUCCACCUCCCGGCUUGAUGAGGAGAAGCCUUUGGGCCAACCUUCAGGCCGGAGCCCCUUGCCUGGCCAGACCGCCCCGGACCGAGGCCAGACCGCCCCGGACCGAGGCCAGACCGCCCCGGACCCAAGCCAGAUCCCAGAGGAACCUGAACCCCAACGCCAGGGAGAAGGCUCAGGCCCUUUCGUGGCCUGGCUGCAUCAGACCGCAGACGGGCCCCCCAGGAAGGACCUGGCCCAGGUCGUGGGGAACCUGAAGGUCCGGGUGAAGGGGGUCAGGAAGCUGAGGGCGAAAACAGCAACCGUGGACCCAGGCCAGACCCCCCAGGACCCAAACCAGCUCCCCAAUGUGCCUGACAGCCCCCCCACAAAGGCCCUGGCCCAGGUCAUGGGGAACCUUCGGUUCCGGGUGAAGGGCCUCAAAAAGAAGAGGGUUCAAGCACCAACCACCUCCCGGCUCGAUGAGGAGAAGCCUUUGGGCCACCCAUCAGGCCGGAGCCCCUUCCCUGGCCAGACCACCCCGGACCAAGGCCAGACCGCCCCGGACCCAAGCCAGAUCCCUGAGGAACCUGCAGACAGGGCCCCGACAAAGGACCUGUCCCAGGUCUUGGGGAACGUGAGGGUCCGGGUGAGGGCACCAAGAAAGAAGAGGGUCAAAACUGAUACCACCGCCCUGACGGAGCAGGAGGGGGAGAAGCCUUUGGGCCGCCCUUCACGCCAGAACCCCUUUAGGCGCAUCAAGAUGGCCUGGGCCGACCCAAAGGCCGUCAUCACCACCGUCGCCCCCCCGAACACCCCUGAGCAUCAGGAUCUGGUCAUCGAGGCCGAGGAGGAGGGGGAAGCCACAGCUCAGGCUGAGAGGACGGGCCUCAGGCCCCGCGUCAACAAGUGGCUGAACCGUAGAAUGAAGGAAAUGUCCACAUUCGCGGCCCGGUUCCAGUGUGGGUCGUGUGUGCACUAAGAAAAAAAAAAAGAAAGAAAAAAAAAUAGCAUAAAAACAAAAAAAAAGAUAAAAUGUUUAACGGCGCCACUGUACAGACAAAGUAUGCACGUCAAACAUCUGAUGGCGCCCGACCAAGUCCACAUCGAUGUGAAGUCACACAGGAGGGAAACCCCAGCUUUGUCUGAGCCCGGGUGAAUUUAAACAAAGUAAUGAAACAUCUGAUGGGACUCAACCAAGUCCUCAUCGAUGUUGCUUCACACUGAGGUGUGUCAUACUUUGUUUAAAUUCACCUACGCUAGGACAAAGCUGGGGUUUCACUCCAGUGGGUUGUCACAUCGAUGUGGACCUGGGCUGGUCUUAUCCGAUGUUUGACGUCCAUACUUUGUCUGGGCCCAGGUGAAUUGAAACAAAGUAUGUACGUCAAACAACUGAAGUGACCCGACCAGGUCGACAUCGAUGUGACAUCACACAGGAGUGAAACCCCAGCUUUGUCUGAGCCCGGGUGAAUUUAAACAAAGUAGUCAUCUGAUGGGACUCAACCAAGUCCUCAUCGGUGUAACAUCACACUGAGGUGUGUAAUACUUUGUUUAAAUUCACCUGCGCUUGGACCCAGCUGCGGCUUCUCUCCAGUGUGAUGUCACAACGAUGUGGACUUGGUCGGGUCCCAUCCGAUGUUGGACGUACAUACUUUGUUUCAAUUCGCCUGGGCCCAACUGCAAUUCAUGCAUA
This is a messenger RNA of Gadus macrocephalus (Pacific cod), 2644 nucleotides long. Its product is annotated as transforming acidic coiled-coil-containing protein 2-like. The record is from RefSeq and is a predicted model, not a curated record. NCBI's taxonomy places the organism in Eukaryota, Metazoa, Chordata, Actinopteri, Gadiformes, Gadidae. The transcript has 8 exons. The coding region runs from base 95 to 1933 and encodes 612 amino acids.